AGAGAGAGAGAGAAAGUGAGAUUCGGCUUUAAAUGUCCAAAGUGAUAAGGAAUUGAUCCAUAUAUGGCAGAGAUUGGGGAUUGGUACAAUUUUGAUAUAGUCAAGGUUCUCUUUAAAUGAGAUGCGGACCAUAUGGUUCAUGACGUGCUUGACUUGGCAACACGCCUAGCAAAUGGGCAAUGGACUAGUCUUCAACCGUCGAAGCUCUUGCCAGUUCGAACUCCCCAUCAUAUUCCUCACCUUUCUCCUCCAUUCCACUAUAAAUAUGUGUGUGUAUAUAUAUAUAUAUAUUGUGCGUGUGUGUGUGCGAGUACUUAUCAGCAACAGCAGAUAAAUUAAGGAAAAGUCUGAGAUAUGUUUCUCUGUUUGCUGGUUCAUGUGUUAUUAGUGUUCUUGUUCUCUAGUUGUGGUACAUGUUCGAUGGGAUUGAGUGGCACCUUGCCUCGCUGCCAGGACAAGUGUGGCAACGUCAUCAUUCCCUACCCCUUCGGUCUCUCAGAUAGUUGCCACCUCCCCGGCUUCGAUAUCACAUGCGACCACACCUACAAUCCACCAAAGCCAUUCAUCAGCACGGGCAACAUUGAGAUUUUCAAUAUCACGGAUGAAACGCUCACCGUCGACUUCCUGAUUGCUGGUGGUGAUGACUGUGAAUACGGCAACACUUAUACCCAUUCUUGGACCCGCCUUGGUGGUGAUCAACAUCCCUACACCUUCUCUCAAGCCAGAAACAUGUUCGUUGCCAUCGGCUGUGACACGCUUGCUGUCUUCUAUGAUGGCUCAAAUCCUAACUCUUCCAUCAGUGGCUGUGUCUCUAUGUGCAGUGACAUGAAGAGCAUCGACAACGGGACAUGCUCUGGCAAUGGCUGCUGUCAAAACUCCAUUCCCAAGGGUCUCAAACGCUUUGAUGUUAAGCUAGACACAAUCAGUGCCAAAAUUGGUAGCUUAAAUAUCACCACCCCCAACAAAAAUAGUACCAUAACAUUCAGUCAAACGAUCACCAAAUGUAGCAAAACUUUCCUGGUGGAUAAUGAGUGGUUUCAGUUUCAAGCCUCAUUCAUCAAUUCCUUUAAUCGAACGACAGUUCCGGUUGUGCUAGACUGGGCCAUUGGAAACCAGAAAUGCGACGUGGCCAUAAAGUCCAUUAACUACACAUGCAGGGGCAACACUCAGUGUGUGGACUCUACCAAUGGCCCUGGUUACCGCUGUAGCUGCCUCCCUGGAUACAAAGGGAACCCUUACCUUCAAGUUGAUCCUGAUGGUUGCCAAGAUAUAAACGAGUGUGCUAGCGAUCAAAUGACCCACAAUUGCUCUAUGCUCUGUGUAAACACUCCCGGUAGCUACUAUUGUUCAUGUCCACAUGGUUACCAGGGAGACGGUAAAAUCAAUGGUACAGGAUGCACCAAAAAAUCCAAACUACUACAAAUUGUUCUCGGUUGUGCGUUGGGUUCCUUGUUUUUUCUUAUGGUCGGUAUUUGGUUAUCAUACUGGGCAAUAAGGAAUAGAAGGAUGAACAAGCUAAGAGAGAAGUUCUUUGAACAAAAUGGUGGAUUGCUCAUGCAACAACUGCUCUCUUCCCACAAAAUAGGAACUAAAUCCGCAUGCAUCUUCACCGAAAAAGAACUAGAGCUUGCCACAGAUAACUACAAUGAAAGCCGAGUCCUCGGCCAGGGAGCCCACGGUAUUGUCUACAAAGGAAUUCUCACAGAUAACCAAAUUGUGGCCAUCAAAAAGUCUAAAUUCGUGGACAACAACAACAACAACGAAAUCAAUCAGAAGGACCAGUUUAUCAAUGAGGUGUUCAUCCUCUCACAAGUGAUCCACAAGAAUGUGGUGAAGAUCUUGGGUUGUUGCUUUGAGACACCAGUACCACUACUCGUGUACGAGUAUGUCCCCGGGGGAACUCUUUACCAUCAUAUCCACAAACAAAGGGGCUCACUUUCAUGGAGUACUCGCUUGAAAAUCGCCACAGAGACCGCUGAUGCAUUGUCCUACCUUCACUCUGCCACUGAAAGACCAAUCUUUCACAGAGAUGUCAAGUCUGCAAACAUUCUUCUUGAUGACAACUACAUGGCCAAAGUAUCAGACUUUGGAGCUUCCAGACUGAUACCACAAGAUACAGACAACAUGACAACAAUGGUUCAGGGAACACUUGGGUACUUGGAUCCAGAGUAUCUCCACACUGGAGUGCUGACAGAGAAGAGCGAUGUUUAUAGCUUCGGAGUACUCCUUGCUGAGCUCCUAACAGGGGAGCAGUCAAUUUCAUUUAAAAGAAAAGAGGAGGAGAUGAACUUAGGCAUGUAUUUUCUUAUGAAGAUGAAAGCAGACACACUGUUUGAUAUACUAGAACCAAGAGUAAAGACUGAGGCCAAACAAGAGCAAUUGCAGGAGUGGCUGAGUUGAUAAAGAGAUGCCUUAAGAUCAAAGGGGAUGAGAGGCCAACAAUGAAAGCUGUGACCUUGGAGCUUGAGCGU
Molecule: messenger RNA, 2471 nt
Organism: Dioscorea cayenensis subsp. rotundata (Guinea yam)
Lineage: Eukaryota; Viridiplantae; Streptophyta; Magnoliopsida; Dioscoreales; Dioscoreaceae
Product: wall-associated receptor kinase 2-like
Exons: 3
Coding region: 355-2400 (681 amino acids)
Biological process (GO): cell surface receptor signaling pathway; protein phosphorylation
Cellular component (GO): plasma membrane
Molecular function (GO): protein serine/threonine kinase activity; ATP binding; calcium ion binding
Source: RefSeq, a predicted model, not a curated record